AUGGAAAUUGAAAUGGGAAAGUUGUUCAUUGGUGGGAUUUCUUGGGAGACCAAUGAAGAGCGUCUAAGGGAACAUUUCGACGCUUUUGGUGAAGUCUUAGAAGCUGUGAUUAUGAGGGAUCGGGUGACUGGCCGAGCUCGUGGUUUUGGAUUUGUGGUCUUUUCCGAUGCAUCUGUUGCUGAAAGAGUUGCUAGGGAAAGGCAUGUGAUUGAUGGCAGAACUGUGGAGGCGAAAAAGGCCGUCCCAAGAGACGAUCACCAAACGCUCAUCAAAAACAACAGCAGCAGCAGCUCACUCGGCUCACUCAGCCCAAACCGAACCAAAAAGAUUUUCGUCGGGGGCCUCCCAUCGACUAUCACUGAGACCGACUUCAAGAAAUAUUUCAGUAGAUUCGGGACAAUAAUAGACGUGGUCGUGAUGUAUGACCACAACACGCAGAGGCCGAGAGGCUUCGGGUUCAUAACUUAUGAUUCCGAGGAAUCAGUGGACAAGGUCUUGGUAAAAACAUUUCACGAGCUUAAUGGGAAAAUGGUCGAGGUUAAGCGGGCCAUCCCGAAAGAACUGUCUCCCGGGCCUGCUCGAAGCCCGUCGAGCGGGCUCUUCAACUCUUUUUCUCCGGGCCACAACAGCAGUUUGAAUUCGACGAGAACAGCAGAAGGGCGUUUUAGUCAUUUUGGUCGUGUCGGAUACCCACCUUAUAGUUCUGGUGGAAAUCAGAGCAUGGGAUCAAAUAGUGAGGAUUCUUUUGGUUUGGGGUAUAGAAAUGAGAUGAUGGAAUAUUCAUAUUUCGGUGGGAAUUCUGGUAAAAAUGGUUCUUUCUCGAGUGCCCUUAACCGAGAUGUGUGGGGGAAUGUGAAUUUAGGAGAAGUUUGGGGUGGGUCUUCUGUUUCUGCUAAAGGUAGGGAAAAUUUUAUAUAUGGUGGUGUGCAGGAUAGCUAUGGUGGGGUGACGGGUGGUCAUACGAGGGACAAUGGAGGUUUUUCUGAUUCAGCAUCAUUAUUUUCUAGUACAGGUAAUGUUCGUGAGAAGGGCUUUGGGGAUUUGUAUGGGGGUGAUUCUUUUUAUUCGGAUCAUAUUUGGCAUUCAUUGUCUCGGGAGUUUGAAGGGUCGGUCCCUUUUGGUUAUGGACAUGAGGAACGGGUGGCUAAUGUUGUUGUACCAAACAAUCCGGUUGGUUAUGUUGGGGAUUAUCGUGUUACUAGCUCUAAUAGAGCUGUGAACUCAAGUCACCAUGCUGUAUUUGAUACGUUUGUCACUAUAUCAUUAUUCUUGAUUGUAUUUGGGACAUUGAGGUUUAGUGAGCUUCCGAGGUUCUUGUCCGUGUCUCGGGUUUGCUUUCUCAGCAAACUGGGAGCUGACACGUGUCGGCAAACUGGGAGCCGGCAUGUGUCUUGUACUUGGCUAAGCAUUUAG
Molecule: messenger RNA, 1413 nt
Organism: Striga asiatica
Lineage: Eukaryota; Viridiplantae; Streptophyta; Magnoliopsida; Lamiales; Orobanchaceae
Source: the annotation of a GenBank genome assembly